Molecule: messenger RNA, 1188 nt
Organism: Sipha flava (yellow sugarcane aphid)
Lineage: Eukaryota; Metazoa; Arthropoda; Insecta; Hemiptera; Aphididae
Product: ras-related protein Rap-2b-like
Exons: 4
Coding region: 171-1052 (293 amino acids)
Molecular function (GO): GTPase activity; GTP binding
Source: RefSeq, a predicted model, not a curated record
ACGAACCCUUCUGCUAAUAUCGUACUCUUUCCGCGGUAUACAUAUAGUCGUACGUUUGUGUGCAGGGGGACGAGAAGUUUGACCUCGUUAAGUUCGUUUUGCGUUCGACACCUGUUGAGUUAUACUGCUUCAUGAACGAUCGCGGCGGCGACGUGCACUUGUAACGGGCAAUGCCUCGAGACGGAACCAAAGGUAAACAUCAAUUUAAACGACGGUUCAGCCUACAGCCGUCGUCUUUCUUCCGCGAUGAUACGCUGUCAUCGAGUCAUUCGAUCGCCAGCGGCAGCGUCGAGGGCGGACAUCAUCACCACGACCAGCUGCAGCCGUCGCCGGACCCAGCCGAUGUGACGCGGCACAAGAUUGUGGUGAUGGGCGCGGCGCGGGUGGGCAAAUCGUCGCUAAUCACGCAGUUCCUGUACCGGAAGUUCUCGUCCAAGUACAAGCGCACCGUGGAGGAGAUGCACCACGGCCAGUUCACGGUGGAGGGCGUGAAGAUCGACCUGGACAUACUGGACACGUCCGGCGCGUACGAGUUCCCGGCCAUGCGGGCCCUGUCUAUAUCGUCGGCCGACGCGUUCGUGCUCGUCUACUCCGUCACCGACCCGGACUCGUUCCAGCAAGCGGCCGCUAUCAGGGAUCAGAUCGUCGAGACCAAGCACACGGCCGACGUGCCGAUCGUCGUGGUCGGCAACAAGCUCGACCUGGCCAAUGCGGACCGCAAGGUGCCGUACGAGGAGACGUCGUGUCUGGUGGAAGUGGACUGGGAGAACGGAUUCGUGGAGACGUCGGCCAAAGACAACAUAAACGUUAGCGAGGUGUUCAAAGAGCUAUUGAACCAGGCGAAGAUCAAGUACGAGCUAGGCCCGUCGUUGCGGCGAAACUCCGCGCGAAGACAGUCGUUGCCGUCCGGCGGCGGUUCAAGCCAAGGGUCGAUGGUGCCCACACCGGCUCAACUCGCGCACCUGCAGAAAAAAGCAAGCGGCAAGGACGAAAGUGGUGGUGGAGGUGGUAGCGGGGGCAGAUCGAAACGCAACUCGUGUUCGAUAUCAUAAAAAACAUUUAAAAAAAAUUUAAAAAAAUAAAUAAAUGGGAAAAGAACAUCAAGCAAAAAAUACUACUACUAUUACUACUACUACUACUACUACUACUACUACUACUACUACUACUACUACUACAACUACUACUACU